This is a messenger RNA of Musa acuminata AAA Group (dessert banana), 2069 nucleotides long. Its product is annotated as growth-regulating factor 5-like. The record is from RefSeq and is a predicted model, not a curated record. The coding region runs from base 487 to 1536 and encodes 349 amino acids. Gene Ontology annotation, biological process: DNA-templated transcription; developmental process; regulation of DNA-templated transcription. NCBI's taxonomy places the organism in Eukaryota, Viridiplantae, Streptophyta, Magnoliopsida, Zingiberales, Musaceae. The transcript has 4 exons. Gene Ontology annotation, cellular component: nucleus. Gene Ontology annotation, molecular function: ATP binding.
GAUACUGUCUCUCUUCCCAAUACACACUGAGAAACCCAAAGUUGCAGAUAGAGACAGAGCCCACCCCCUUCUCCCUCCCAUCGCAAUGCUCCAUCUCACCACCCCCUUCCAUACACACAACCACCACCACCACCACCGCCUCCACCUUGUUUCUCUCCAUUUCUUCAUCCCAUCCUCACACCCUCACCAUUAAUAUGCGUGUAUAGUUGUGUUAAAGAGAACAGCCACCUCCUCUGCGGUCUAUAAGAACUUGCCUCUCUCUGCAGCUGAUUACCGGUCUGUGUCUGUGUGUGUUUCUCACGCUCACCUCAACCGCCUCUUUACUUACUCUCGGGUAUGGCAAAGCUGUGUUCUUCGCGCUUGCCGACGGGAGUGCCGACCGCGUGUCUCGGUUUCCGCCAUGAGUGAGGUCAAAGGUGCCUUCUUUUUUCGCUUCUUGUUCUUCUGGGUCUCGUGUUUCUUCGGGCUUUUGGUGUUCCCCGGCAGAUGAACAGCACGGUGGGGGAGGCGGCGGGGGGGAUGGGGGGCAGGCCGCCGUUCACGGCGGCGCAGUGGCAGGAGCUGGAGCACCAGGCGCUGAUCUAUAAGUACCUGACGGCGGGGGUGCCCGUGCCGCCGGAGCUCCUGAUUCCCAUCCGGCGCAGCUUUGAGGCCUUGCCUGGCCGAUACUAUCAUCACCCUGCGCUAGCCUACUGCUCCUACUAUGGAAAGAAGCUGGAUCCAGAGCCAGGGCGGUGCCGUCGAACUGAUGGGAAGAAGUGGCGGUGCUCCAAGGAUGCACAUCCCGACUCCAAGUAUUGCGAGCGCCACAUGCAUCGUGGCCGCAACCGUUCAAGAAAGCCUGUGGAAUCACAAUCCAUUUCCCAAUUGCAGUCGGCCUCAUCUACUACCACAUCACUAACUCCCACCGGGAGCAGUGGGAGUGUCAGCAGUGGAGGAGGCUUGCAGAGCAUUCCCCAGUACUCCGUUGCCGGUCACAGCGGUAGACAAAGUUUGUGCCUUGGUGCCUCCAGCUCAUUGCAUCUGCCCAUGGACCCUGGCCCUUAUGGUAACAGGUACUUCUCUGGUGUUAAACCCGGAGUUGAUGAGCAGAGUUUCUUCUCGGAAGCCUCUGGUAGUGCAAGGGGUCUUGGAAUGGACCCAGUUGACAGCUCAUGGCACUUGAUGCCAUCCCGAGUGUCAUUGUUUCCAUCUUCAAAAGCUAGAGAUCCUUCUCCUCUGCAGAGUGCGUACACUCAGCUUCAGUCGGUUCAAGAUCUCGGGCACGUAACAAUCAGUUCAAUGUCACGACAGCCGGAGCAGCAACAACACUCAUUCAUUGGGGGUGAGUUCAAUUCACCAGAGUCUGUGAAGCAAGAAAGCCAAUUCCUCCGACCUUUCUUCGACGAAUGGCCCAAGACAAGAGACUCUUGGUCCGAUAUGGAAGAAGAUAGAUCCAACCGAACAUCAUAUUCCACAACCCAGCUCUCGAUUUCAUUCCCGAUGUCCUCCUCGGACUUUUCGACCACCUCUUCUAAGUCCCCUAAUGAUGAUUGAGGGAGAAGUACUUCGACCUUUGGAUGCCAUCUUUAAACCUCCAUCGGACGAGGCACAGCAGGAACUUUGCCUGCAUUUUGAUGUCAUCUCUCUGAUUUGGUGGAGUGGAAAUUUUCAUGUCUGCUUUCUUGUUAUUUCAUGCACUGAAACUGUAUGUGGUAGCUGCAUGCAACAAGUGUUAUGUUACUGAUGUGUGCCAUUGGUAGUCUUUUUUAUCUUAGUCAUCUGGUAUAAACCUACAAGAAGUACAUUUAAAGGUUUAAAGCCUGGAAACAUUUGCUCACUUGAUGGCCAAAGGAGAGAGCAAUCUUGGGAGGGACAAGCUCAAUAGCAAAGGCAUAGAUGAGAGCCAUCAAAUGAUGAAAGUGUUGUUUGUUCUCAUGGGUAGGCUCACAAGGUAUGAGACCCCAAAGAAACAUUACAUUACAGCCUAUUUUGUUAUGCCCAUGCUACAAAAAUGAUAAAAAUAAAUGUAGUUUAGUAAAUGAAACUUCAUAUUCUGUUGUAUGUAAAAAGAAACAUACAAAAAAAAG